Molecule: messenger RNA, 8689 nt
Organism: Myiozetetes cayanensis
Lineage: Eukaryota; Metazoa; Chordata; Aves; Passeriformes; Tyrannidae
Product: myosin-3-like
Exons: 40
Coding region: 2525-8332 (1935 amino acids)
Cellular component (GO): myosin complex
Molecular function (GO): cytoskeletal motor activity; actin filament binding; ATP binding
Source: RefSeq, a predicted model, not a curated record
UUAUAGUUCAUGAGAUAUGUGGCUGUGGUGUCCAUUUUUAAUAACCUUUAAUGAAAUUACGGGCAGCAUGGAACAAGUUUUUCAAAACGCUGGUGAUUCACACUGGCAAUUCAGUAUUAGGAAAACGUCCCCAACUGCUCAUUGGUCUGGUGUGUCUCAGUUUUUGCUCUCAGUACAUCCCCUGUGCUGAGUUCAAAGGGCUGAUGACAAGGGAUGAGGGCUAAAAAAAGCUUUUCCCUCAUCCUCCAGGCUUAGAGGGAUUCUAGGAAUUCAUAGUUCAUGAGAUAUGUGGCUGUGGUGUCCAUUUUAAUGACCUUAAAUGAAAUUACGGGCAACAUGGAACAUGUUUUUCAAAACGCUGGUGACUGCCUCUGCUGCAAACCCACAAGGUCAGUUCUUGUUGGGCAAACACAAGCAGUGUCAGCCACUGUGGCCGAAAGACAAGUGAUGUCCCCUGUGCUGCAGGUGUCCCAGGGUGCUUUGGGAGGUGGCAGGAGCUAUUUACAGUGGGCUUCUGGCUUCACACAAGUCCUGUAGGCUUCAUUCUGCUGAGGGAAAACUGGUGCUGCAGCCUUGGAUGAGCAUCCAUGCAGAGCAGAGAGAAAGUGGGGCUUACUGAGCAGUGACAGAAGGUGACCAGAAGAGAGAUCCUUCCUCUCCUGCACCAGGAGCUCUAUCUGUGCAUGGAGCUCCCACUGCUCCUGCCAGUCAUUGCCUGGCUGCUCUGUACCAACCAAACUGUGUUUGGGACUGGGAGACCUCCCUUCAAACCCCACUGUGGCCCCCGGGAACUCAUACCUGCUUUUCAAGAGUUUUUGAGUCAACUUUGCUGGUUUUGCUAAAGUCAGUGAAGGCUUGAUCUCACUGGAAGUGUGCACCUGGGAUCACAGGCUUUUAGGACAGGAAGGCAGUACCCCAGCAGCAGCCUGGCUGUGCUGCCCUCAGAUGGGAGAGCUCAGCUACAAGUCCUGCCUGUCCCCCAGCCUCUCCUGAAGGGUUGGAGAACUUUGCUGCAGGUGUAUUUUUCUCCCUUUUUCUCACUGUUCUCCUGUGCUUUUCAGGGCACCCACAUUGGCUGAAGUAGAUUCGAGGGUGUUUUGGCAGCGUGGUCCGAGGAGCCUGUGGCACAGCCUUGCUCUGGGAAAGGGAGAGGGAUGACUGAGUCGUGGCCAGGCCUUACUGCCUGAGCUGCCCCAGUCAGAGUUGCAGAGGUGCAGUGUGUCCUUGCUCAGCCUGUUUCUCCUGCACACAGCUGUGCCUUCCCCAGGCACAGCCAAGCUUGCAGCCCCAGGGAUUCAGGUGAAAGUGCUGCUCUGGGUCUCCAGUGCUCAGGACUGAGCAGAGCUGUUACUGUCCUAGCAGGCUGGCAAAGGGGGCAGUGCUCAGUGGUUUUGUGGCUACUUUGUCCCCUUACCCAUAUCCUUCUCACAUGGGAAUUGCAAUCAUCCAUGUAUAAGAACCUUCCUAGAUCAAUGUGAUGAGGCUUCUGCAGCUCCUUUUAGCAGCAAGAGCAGUGAACAUCCUGGGCAGCCAAAAUUGUAUUUGGAGCUACAUUUCUGUACCAUAUUCAUGGUUUGGCAUUCAUGAACUGUCCAUCCCUGGUAAGAUUUGGGUGUUGUUCUUUCUGACUAGCCUCUAUUUUGCCAUGGUUUGUCACAUCAUACAUCAGUCACAGCCUCUUGUCCAUUCCUCCCUGACCCCUGCAGUGACGGGAAGCCACAAGAGUUGCCAUAACUGAUCCUAUAUCACCUUUUUUCCUUUCCAUGGCCUUGCUCUCCACCCCACACAGGGCUGCUUUGGGUUCCCUGAGCACUGUGCAGCUCUGCCCAGGCAUCCUGUGAGCAGGAGCAGGGAGGCAGGUCCCUUCUGCACUGUUAUUUUGUUGAGAUAUGGGUGACAGUGGAAGGAAGUGCUGGCCAUGGUCAUAGCUGGCAGGAGAACAUGUGCCCAGGAGAGGAAAUUCUCACAACAAAAGGUCUGCAAACCACAGGUAGGUCGCAGAGUUACUAAAACUGGAAAAAGAGCAGCUCCUUUCCUUACACACUGUGUAUGGCAGAAAACAAACACGAACUGUGGGCAGGCAGGAGUGUCGAUCCCUUCCUCCCAAAUAUAGGGAUGGGGCUGAACCAAGAGCACCAGGCUGAGCCUAUAAAAGCAGUCGGGGAGAAAGCCCUUGGUGGCUCCUGAUGUCCUGGCCAUGCCUGUGGUCAUGCUGUGACUGACCUGCAGAGUGGCAGAGGGCUCCUGACAUGGGUCCUGUUCCCUGUGCUUGGAGUUUCAUAAGGCUUUAGUGCUGCAGUGGGAAUUCUGCUGUGGAUUCCCUGCUGGGCCAUUCCUGGGGCAGGGAAGGGUGCCUCAGCAGGUGUGGGUGCUUGCAGUAGGUGAGGGUGCCAGGCCUUUGGAGAGGGUGCAGCUUUGGUGAAGUCUGACCUUCCACUCUUUCUCUUGCAGAGAUCUGAGAUGUCAGCCCUUUCCUUCCUGCUUUCUGUUGACUGAUUGUUAAGCCCUGAGCAGAGACGCUGCCAUGGAGGUUUUCGGGGAGGCGGCGCCGUACCUGCGCAAGUCGGAGAAGGAGAGAAUAGAAGCCCAGAACCAGCCAUUUGAUGCCAAGACCUACUGCUUUGUGGCUGACCCCGAGGUGGAGUACACCAAAGGGAAGAUCAAGGCUGCCCAGGAUGGGAAGAUAACUGUGGAGACAGAGGAUGGCAGAACAGUUGCUGUCAAACCUGAUGAUGUGUAUGCCAUGAACCCACCCAAGUUUGACAGAGUUGAGGACGUGGCCAUGCUGACCCACCUGCAUGAACCCGCUGUGCUGUACAACCUCAAGGACCGCUACAGCUCCUGGAUGAUCUAUACCUACUCGGGUCUCUUCUGCGUCACUGUCAACCCCUACAAGUGGCUGCCCGUGUACAACCCGGAGGUGGUGUUGGCCUACCGAGGCAAGAAGCGCCAGGAGGCCCCUCCACACAUCUUCUCCAUCUCUGACAACGCCUAUCAGUUCAUGCUGACUGAUCGUGAAAACCAGUCUAUCCUGAUCACUGGAGAAUCCGGUGCCGGGAAGACUGUGAACACAAAGCGUGUCAUCCAGUACUACGCCACCAUUGCAGCCAGCGGGGACCCAGCCGUGAGGAAGGGGUCUGGGAUGAAGGGUACGCUCAAGGAUCAAAUCCUCAGUGCCAACCCACUGCUCGAGGCCUUUGGGAAUGCCAAGACCGUGAGAAAUGACAACUCCUCACGCUUUGGUAAAUUCAUUCGUAUCCAUUUUGGAACCUCUGGAAAACUGGCCUCCGGUGACAUUGAGACCUACCUGCUGGAAAAGUCGAGAGUCACUUUCCAGCUGAAAGCUGAGAGAAGCUACCAUAUCUUCUACCAGAUCCUCUCCAAUAAGAAGCCUGAACUGCUUGAGAUGCUUCUCCUCACAGCCAACCCAUACGACUACCCCUUCAUCAGCCAAGGGCAGAUCUCUGUGGCCAGCAUUGAUGACCAGGAGGAGCUUGUUGCCACAGAUGCAGCCAUUGGCAUUUUGGGCUUCAGCCCUGAUGAGAGAAUGGGGAUUUACAAACUGACAGGGGCAAUCCUGCACUACGGGAACAUGAAGUUCAAGCAGAAACCACGUGAGGAGCAAGCAGAACCAGAUGGCACUGAAGAGGCUGACAAAGCAGCAUAUCUGAUGGGCCUGAACUCAGCAGACUUGCUGAAAGCUUUGUGCUAUCCCCGGGUGAAAGUGGGAAACGAGUAUGUCCUGAAGGGCCAAACAGUGGAUCAGGUGCACCAGGCAGUGAAUGCCAUUGCCAAGUCAGUCUAUGAGAAACUCUUCCUGUGGAUGGUGAUGCGCAUCAACCAACAGCUGGACACGAAGCUGCCAAGGCAGCACUUUAUUGGGGUCUUAGACAUUGCUGGAUUUGAGAUCUUUGAGUUCAACAGCUUUGAGCAGCUGUGCAUCAACUUCACCAAUGAGAAGCUGCAACAGUUCUUCAACCACCACAUGUUCGUGCUGGAGCAGGAGGAGUACAAGAAGGAGGGAAUUGAGUGGGAGUUCAUUGACUUUGGGAUGGACCUGGCUGCCUGCAUUGAGCUUAUAGAAAAGCCCAUGGGCAUCUUCUCCAUCCUGGAAGAGGAGUGCAUGUUCCCCAAGGCAACUGACACCUCUUUCAAGAACAAGCUCUAUGACCAGCACCUGGGCAAGUCCAGCAACUUCCAGAAGCCCAAGUCUGGGAAAGGCAAGGCUGAGGCCCACUUCUCCCUGGUGCACUACGCUGGCACAGUGGACUACAACAUCACUGGGUGGCUGGAGAAGAACAAGGACCCCCUGAAUGAAACUGUCAUUGGGCUGUACCAGAAAUCAUCUGUGAAGGUUUUAUGCCAUCUUUAUGCUGCCUUUGCUUCCAUAGAUGAAGCUGAAGGUGGUGGAAAGACGAAAGGAACCAAGAAAAAGGGCUCUUCCUUCCAGACUGUGUCUGUGCUCUUUCGGGAAAAUCUAAACAAGCUGAUGUCCAACUUGAGAACAACUCAUCCUCACUUUGUGCGUUGCAUCAUCCCCAAUGAAACAAAGACCCCAGGCCUCAUGGAUCACAAGCUCGUUCUGCACCAGCUGCGGUGUAACGGAGUCCUGGAAGGCAUUCGGAUCUGCAGGAAAGGAUUUCCUAACAGGAUUCCAUAUGGGGAUUUUAAACAAAGAUACCGCCUUCUGAACGCCGGUGUCAUUCCAGAGGGAAAGUUUAUUGACAGCAAGAAGGCAUGUGAAAAGUUGCUGUCUUCCAUUGAGAUAGAUCACACUCAGUACAAGUUUGGACACACUAAGGUGUUCUUCAAGGCAGGUUUGCUGGGUGUCCUGGAAGAGAUGCGAGAUGAUUGCUUAGGACAGCUGAUCACACGGACCCAGGCUUUGUGCAGGGGAUACCUCAGGAGGCUUGAGCUGAAAAGAAUGUUCGACCACAGAGAGUCCAUCUUCUGCAUCCAGUACAACAUCCGUGCAUUCAUGAAAGUCAAGCAGUGGCCCUGGAUGAAGCUGUACUUCAAGUUAAAACCUCUCUUAAAAAGUGUGGAAACUGAAAAAGAAAUGGCCACAAUGAAAGAAGAGUUCGAGAGAAUAAAAGAAGAACUGGCUAAAUCAGAAACCAAGAGGAAAGAACUGGAAGAGAAAAUGGUGAUUCUGGUGCAAGAGAAAAAGGAUCUGCAGCUGCAAGUACAGACUGAAAAUGAAAAUUUGGCUGAUGCUGAAGAAAGAUGUGACCAGCUGAUCAAAGCAAAAUUCCAACUGGAAGCAAGAAUAAAGGAAGUAAUGGAAAAACUGGAGGACGAAGAGGAGAUAAACGCUGAUCUGGCAGCCAGAAAGAGGAAACUGGAGGAGGAAUGCUCUGAGCUGAAGAAAGAUAUUGAUGACCUUGAGUUAACAUUGUUCAAGGCUGAAAAGGAAAAGCAUACCACAGAAAACAAGGUGAAAAAUCUGACUGAAGUAGUGACAGGCUUGGAGGAGACUGUUGCAAAGUUAGUCAAGGACAAGAAGGCCCUGCAAGAAGCCCAGCAACAGGCUCUGGAUGACCUGCAAAGUGAGGAGGACAAAGUUAAUAACCUCACCAAAGCCAGGAUCAAGCUGGAGCAGCAAGUGAACCAUGUCGAAGGAUCUUUAGAACUGGAAAGAAAAGUGUGUGUGGAUCUUGAACGAGCAAAGAGAAAGCUUGAGGGAGACUUGAAACUUGCACAGGAAACCAUAGUGGAGCUGGAGAAUUAUAAACAACAUUUAGAUGAAAAAUUAAGGAAGAAAGACUUGGAUUUUAACCAGAAGCAAAAUAAAAUUAUGGAACAGCAGAAUUCAGGUACUCAAUUGCAGAAGAAGAUCAGAGAAUUGCAGGCCCACGUUGCAGAGCUGGAGGAGGAGACCAGGAGUGAGAAAGCAACAAGGGUGAAAGCAGAGAAGCAUCGUGGCGAGCUGGCUCAGGAACUUGAGCAAAUCAGAGGGAGCCUUGAAGAGGCAGGAGGAGCCACCGCUGCUCAAACAGAACUUAACAAGAAGCGGGAGGCAGAAUUCCAGAAGAUGCGCCGCGACCUCGAAGAGGCCACGCUGCAGCACGAAGCCACGGCUGCCGCCCUGCGCAAGAAGCACGCGGACAGCACAGCUGAGCUCGGGGAGCAGAUCGACAACCUGCAACGCGUCAAGCAGAAGCUGGAGAAGGAGAAGAGUGAGCUCAAGAUGGAGAUUGAUGACCUGGCCAGGAGCACAGAGACCAUUACUAAGUCCAAGGCUAAUCUGGAAAAAAGGUACCGGACCCUGGAAGACCAGAUGAGUGAGAUGAAAGCCAUAUUUGAAGAGAACCAGAGGAAUUUGAAUGAGAUGGUGAUACAGAAAGCCCAGCUCCAGACAGAGUCUGGUGAACUAAGCCAUCGACUCAAAGAGAGAGAGACUGUAACACUGCAGCUGUUGAGAAGCAAACAGGCACUUACACAGCAAAUGGAGGAACUCAGGAGGCAGUUAGAGGAAGAGAUUGAGGCCAAGAACGCCCUGGCCCACGCCCUGCAGUCCGCUCGCCACGACUGUGACUUGCUGCGGGAACAAUAUGAGGAGGAGCAGGAAGCCAAGGGGGAGCUGCAGCGCGCCCUGUCCAAGGCCAACAGCGAAGUGGCCCAGUGGAGAACCAAAUACGAGACGGACGCGAUUCAGCGCACGGAGGAGCUCGAGGAGGCCAAGAAAAAAAUCGCUCAGCGUCUCCAGAAAGCAGGACAGCAGGUGGGGACUGUGAAUUCCAAGUGUGCCUCCUUGGAGAAGAUGAAUUUGAAGCUGCAAGGGGAGGUGGGGGAUCUGACAUUGGACGUAGAGAGAGCAAACACAUCAGCAGCUGCCCUGGACAGGAAACAGCAGAACUUUGAUAAGGUCAUGGCAGAAUGGAGGGGGAAGUACGAGGAAAGCCAGCUGGAGAGGGAAGCUCUCUCUAAAGAAUCGUGCUUGCUGAACACAGAACUUUUCAAAGUGAAAAAUGCCUACGAGGAAACCUUAGAUCAACUUGAAACAAUCAGACGGGAGAACAACACUCUCAAGCAGGAAGUAGCUGAUCUGACACAGCAAAUUACUGCAAAUGGCAAAAUAAUCAGAGACCUUGAGAAAGCCAAAAAGCAAGUUGAAGUAGAAAAAAAUGGGCUGCGAUUAGCUCUGGAGGAGGCAGAGGCAGCUCUUGAGCAUGAAGAGGUCAAAAUCCUUGCUGUCAACCAAGAACUGACUCAGAUUAAGACAGAAAUCAACAGAAAGAUUGCUGACAAGGAUGAGGAGAUCACCCAGUUAAAAAAGAACCACGAAAGGAUUGUGGAGACAAUGCAAGGUGUUCUGGAUGCUGAGAUGAGGAGCAGAAGUGAAUCUUCAAGGCUGAGGAAGAAGAUGGAGGGAGACCUGAAUGAAAUGGAGAUCCAGCUCAGCCAUGCCAACCGCCAGGCUGCUGAGGCACAGAAACACCUGCACAGCAUCCAGGGAGCUCUCAAGGACACCCAGCUGCACUUGGACGAUGCUCUCAGGACCCAGGAUGACCUGAAGGAGCAGGUGGCCAUGGUGGAGCGCAGAGCAAACCUGCUGCAGGCUGAAGUGGAGGAGCUACGGGCAGCCCUGGAGCAGAUGGAGCGGUCGAGGAAAGUGGCUGAGCAGGAGCUCCUGGAUGCCACUGAACGUGCACAGCUCCUCCAUACCCAGAACACCAGCCUUUCAAAUAUAAAGAAGAAGCUUGAAACUGAUAUGGCACAAAUCCAAAGAGAGAUAGAGGAUGUUACUAAUGAAUCAAAAAGUGCUGAAGAAAGAGCAAAGAAGGCAAUGACAGAUGCGGCCACGAUGGCAGAAGAGCUGAAGAAGGAGCAGGACACCAGUGCCCACCUGGAGAGGAUGAAGAAGAACCUGGACCAGACGGUGAAGGACCUGCAGCACCGUCUGGAUGAGGCCGAGCAGUUGGCCCUGAAGGGAGGCAAGAAGCAACUCCAGAAGCUGGAGGCCAGGAUCCAAGAAUUAGAAGCUGAGCUGGAGGAAGAACAUAAACAAUCUGCAGAGGCUACGAAAAACAUCUGCAAAUAUGAGCGGCAUGUCAAAGAGCUCACCCUCCAGAAUGAAGAACAUAGGAAGAACAUGAUGAGGUUACAAGAUGUGGUAGAUAAACUGCAGAUGAAAAUCAAAUCCUACAAAAGACAAGCUGAGGAAGCUGAUGAACAAGCCAAUAUUAAUCUCUCCAAAUUGAGAAAAGCACAGCAUAAGAUAGAUGAGGCUGAGGAAAGGGUAGAGAUUGCUGAGAGCCAAGUAAACAAGCUCAGAGCCAAGGCCCGAGAAGGUCCUGCUCCAAAGGUGGUGUUCAGAACUGAAAAAUGAGCUUCCUCUGGGAUAACCAGAACUUCCACAAAGUAUCUUUCCAGCUGUGUAUUUGCAGUAGCUAGAGCUACACUGGUAGGAAGCAAUCUUCUAUUUGUUUAUGAACACAAACAUUUUCUGUCACUGCUGCUGUACCAGUGUCAAUAAAAUAGAUACCUGCAACUUCAGAGGCUCCAAAUGUGGAUGUUCAAAUGAAAGUCAUUUUGCUGCUAAGCUUAGCAUAGUCAAAACUGUGUGUUUGAGCCUUACUGCUGCUAUGAUCAGUUUGACCAAUUUUAUCCUGAAUUUAAAACCUAGAUGUUUGACAGGUUUCCUCCUCACCUCCUGUUUGGAAGUAGGUAUCCUGACCUUGUUAAA